GACACUUUUGUCAAUUUCAUUCUUUAACCAACCUCCGCAUCUAUAAUCCUAAUCAAGCUCCCUCGAGUUUAAUUCCUAAUCCGACAAAAUGAAGUUCACCGUCGCUGUCGCUCUCGCCGCCGCUGGCGUCUCUGCCGUCUACGUCCCUCCUAGCAACGUUACCGUCGUUACCGAGGUCGUCGAUGUCUACACCACCUACUGCCCCUUCGCCACGCAGAUCACCCACGGCUCCAAGACCUACACCGUCACUGAGCCCACCACUCUGACCAUCUCUGACUGCCCCUGCACCAUCACCCGCCCGGUCACCGUCACCAGCAGCGUUGCCUGCUACACCUGCGGUGCUGCUGCUCCUACUGGUGCUGUCCCCUCCGGCAACGGCGGUGCUCCCCCGGCCUUCACCAACUCCACCAUCACCACUCCCACCCAGGCUCCUCCUGCCGGUGGCAACCCUCCCGCCAGCACUGGUGGUGUUGUCCCUACCGCUCCUCCCGCCGUCCCCACUGGCGGUGCCAGCAAGGCCGUCCUCUCCGGUGCCGGUCUGGCCGGUAUCGUCGGUCUGGCCGCUUUCGUCCUGUAAAUCUUGUAAAUUUCGACACCUCGCCAAUAUACCGUCUACGAUUUCUUGGUUCAACGAUUCUUGGAAGUCGUGGGUUCGGCCUCCGUUCAUGAUUCUGAUAUAAGGGGGAAAUACCAAGUGUUGGGAUUUAUCUAUUUUUUUGGUUUACGUCGACGGGAUGGGGGGAAGCGAUAUUCAAUUUUUUGGGAUGUAUAGAGAAUGGGUUCUCUUGGGUUAACGGGACAUGCAAGCUCGGUGUUCAAGGGAACUCGAUUUUUUUUUUGAUCGCCCGCAGGGAAAGAUGCGCUACACAUCUCGCUUUUGUGUGCGGUCGUUUCCCGGGGCCGGAAUAUAAUGUGCCAAUUUUUCUCCAGCAAAUAGGGAUUUUGGGGUUUGCCAUGAACCUCUACCCCCCUCGCGUCCCCUCGCCCUAUUUUGACAAUCGAGAACAACUCAUAGAGAAGAAGAACGCCUCCGGCCUCGAG
Molecule: messenger RNA, 1041 nt
Organism: Trichoderma reesei QM6a
Lineage: Eukaryota; Fungi; Ascomycota; Sordariomycetes; Hypocreales; Hypocreaceae
Exons: 3
Coding region: 89-577 (162 amino acids)
Biological process (GO): fungal-type cell wall organization
Cellular component (GO): fungal-type cell wall
Molecular function (GO): structural constituent of cell wall
Source: RefSeq, a predicted model, not a curated record